Salvelinus sp. IW2-2015 is the source of this 1850-nucleotide messenger RNA. RefSeq names its product protein TMEPAI-like. Gene Ontology annotation, biological process: negative regulation of transforming growth factor beta receptor signaling pathway. Gene Ontology annotation, molecular function: R-SMAD binding. The record is from RefSeq and is a predicted model, not a curated record. Gene Ontology annotation, cellular component: Golgi membrane; early endosome membrane. Lineage: Eukaryota; Metazoa; Chordata; Actinopteri; Salmoniformes; Salmonidae.
CCACCUAGUGGCACAACAUGGUAUCCAUUGACAUGAUACAUGCUCUCUGUCUCUUUCUUUCUCACAGGACGGGAGUCUGUGGUCCUCAGAUGGCCCAGGGCACGCCAGUGGAAUGAGCGAGCAGCAGGUGUACACCACGCGUCCCCCGGACCGCGUCCCCUCCUAUCUGCAGAGGGAGCGUCUGGCCCGCUUCCAGCCCACCUACCCCUACCUGCCCCACCCCAUCAUUGACCUGCCGCCCACCAUCUCGCUGUCGGACGGCGAAGAGCCUCCGCCCUACCAGGGCCCCUGCACUCUGCAGCUCCGCGACCCCGAGCAGCAGAUGGAGCUUAACAGGGAGUCGGUGCGCGCGCCCCCCAACCGCACAGUCUACGACAGCCACCUCCUCGACACCUCCCUGUGCCCACCGCCCAGCCUCAACCCCGGGGUCAGCACUACCACGGUAGCCACGGCUGCCCAGGCCUACUCCAGCCGAGUGGAAGGGGCACCACCAACUUAUAGCGAGGUGAUAGGGCACUACUACCACCCCUCUUCACUACCCAGGCACCACCACCAGACUUCCAGUGGCAGCAGGGGCACGGGGCGUGGAGUCGGGUUAAGAGGCCCGGGUCCCUCGUCGCCGUCCUUGCUACUCCACGGGAUUCUCAAGCAGGCCCACCUGGGCAGCCUGGAGAGCAGGAAUGUGCGCAACAAAAAGGAGAAGCAGACGCCUGAACAGGUGUGACGACAGUGUUGGUCUCGGGCGUUGUUUCCGAGGCUGCUUUCUCCUUCUCGGCGCACUUUAGCUGAACUGUUGGUGGCAAGCAGGGUUGGAGAGGGCGACAUGCAGUGGCAGGGGGGGCAGGCGCACAAAGACAAAGGACUGCACUCCCCUCUUAACUUUACCCACGGUCACCGUCUUACUGAAACCCGUCACCCCUAAACUUACGUUGUAUAAAUAUUUACUUGUUUUUCUUCCUUGCUUUCAGCUUUUUUUCUGUACUGGCAAAUGCAAAAACAACAAAACAAAACAAUAUUCUCUCCAAGUAUUUAGGUUUAUUUUGUUUUUGUGUCCCUUUGCAUUGGGCUUCACAACAAACUGCAUCAUUUUCUAGUUACUUAUCUCCUCGUAGUUUAUCCUUAGUUCCUCCGGGAGUCUUUCAGAAUGACCAGGUCUUCCUUUUUUUGAGAUGCAGAUGGUUAUUUUAUUGAGCCUCCCCCUAACCCCUUUCUGGCUUUGAAUACUGUCUGUGUACCUGGCUUGUACAGGGAGGGCCUUGAUAGCACUCUUGUAACAGGUUGACAGGUUCAGGCUCUCACGGGUUCCAAGAUUUAGAUUCAUACGUUAGCCCGAGUUAGCCUCUCAGCUCAUGACCCAGUUAGCCUCACUGCCAGACAGAUCCCCGUCGCUCCUCAUCAAUCCGCAUCAGAGGGUGCGGUGGUCAACGUUGGCAUCUAUGGAAACACAUGAUUGACAGCUGACUGGGUUUGUGAUGUCAGGCCAUGUGUGUCAACAUGAGUACUGGAGUAGAGUCCUGAGUCUGGGUCAAUUGAGUUCAGCACUGUGCCCACUGAAGUGAUAUAUAUCCAUCGUACUAUCUGGACCCAUCUGAGGUUAGUACUGUACUUUAGUUCUUUGUCUAUUUGAGUUUAGUACUGUCUGUGUGUCUUUGGCCAGAGAAGUUCAGGAGUUCCUGUGUGCGAAUACUCUUCUUGUUUUUUUAUUAUGAUCUUUUUUAAAGAGAUGUUUGCACAAGAUUCAAGACUGUUUAUCUGGAGAAAAAGAAAAUCAAUCUGCAAUAUGUAUCAUAAGAGAGGAGAGCGGCGYUAUUUUUGUAAACAAAUGGAUUCUAAAGAUAAAAAUACGUUUU